Messenger RNA from Branchiostoma belcheri (Belcher's lancelet), 907 nucleotides. Its product is annotated as glutathione peroxidase-like. Gene Ontology annotation, molecular function: glutathione peroxidase activity. Lineage: Eukaryota; Metazoa; Chordata; Leptocardii; Amphioxiformes; Branchiostomatidae. Gene Ontology annotation, biological process: response to oxidative stress. The transcript has 7 exons. The record is from RefSeq and is a predicted model, not a curated record.
AGAGCGUCAGAUACUGUACAAAGGUCAAGAUGGGAGGUGCACUUCUGGGACUGUUUGCAGGGGCAACUACCGUAUUCCUGAAGCGUUCGCUCGUACAGGCGUCCAGGGGCGUUGCCAGCAUGGCUGCAGGAGGUGAGGACGAGUGGAAGAAUGCCACGUCCAUCUAUGACUUCACUGCCAAAGACAUAGAUGGGAAUGAAGUCUCGCUAGAGAAAUACCGGGAUCAUGUCUGUCUCAUCGUCAACGUGGCGUGCAAAUGAGGCGGGACGAACGUGAAUUACACACAGCUGCAGGAGCUCCACGACAAGUACGCGGAGUCCAAAGGCUUGUGUAUACUAGCGUUCCCGUGCAAUCAGUUUGGGGGGCAGGAGCCGUGGCCUGAACCUGAGAUUAAGCAGUGGGUGACGGACAAGUUUGGGGUUAAGUUUGACAUGUUCAGUAAGAUUAACGUCAACGGUAAGGACGCACACCCUCUGUGGAAGUACCUGAAGAGCAAGCAAGGAGGGACUCUCAUCGAUGCUAUCAAAUGGAACUUUACCAAGUUCUUGAUCAACAAGGAGGGCCAACCUGUGAAGCGAUAUGGGCCUAAUGUGAAACCUUUGGAGAUUGAGAAGGAUUUCGAGCCCUACUGGUAGACGUCGUGUUUUGAUGAACCGUUGUCAUGGCAACAGAGACGUUGCGCAGAGUCUGGUGGUCAGUUUGAUGAAGGCGACCCUCAGAAACCCGCCCGCGGGGGAGUGUUGCUGGAUGGAGCGUACUGAGAACCACACUCUGCACAAUGUUUACCGUUGCCUUGGCAACGCGUUCAUGUAAACAUGACCUCGCUCAUCAAGCUUUAAGCUAUGUUUUACAACCAUUUCAUGUAGUUAAAGUGAAAAGUUGGCGUAACAAGUUAUGAUGUUUUAGA